AUGAUCAAUGAUGUGAAACUCUUAGGUAGUGUUUCUGCUAAUGCCCUCUGGCUCCACCAGUUAUCUCAGAAUCAUAUGGGGAGAAGUAAAACAAAUCCAGUCGAUCAUCGGUUUGGUACAUUCCCGGUGGAUCCUAACAAAUUUAAAAAGGUUAUUAACAGAGAAAAAGAGGAGAAGAGACAUGGGAAGGCUCUGAAAAGAAAACCUUGGAAAGGUGUGACAUGCCCGGUUUGUCUUGAGAUCCCUCACAACUCUGUCAUCCUCCUAUGCUCAUCUUACCACAAAGGAUGCCGCCCAUUCAUGUGUGCCACUGGAAACCGUUUCUCAAAUUGUCUAGAACAGUACAAAAAGGCCUAUGCGAAGGAAGAGAAAAGUGGCAAACCGCCAGAGCUGUUGUGCCCGCUUUGUAGGGGUCAGGUGAAGGGCUGGACAGUUGUGGAAGAUGCGCGGAAGUAUCUGAAUUCUAAGAAAAGAGCAUGCAUGAUAGAUGAUUGUUUUUUUUCCGGAAGCUAUAGGAAACUCAAGAAGCAUGUUAAGGUGGUUCACCCGAGAGCCAACCCAAGAGCGAUAGACCCUGUGCUGGAGGCGAAAUGGAAGAAGCUUGAGGUUGAGAGGGAGAGGAGUGAUGUAAUUAGCACCGUCUUGUCGUCGACACCCGGGGGUGUGGUAUUUGGAGACUAUGUGAUAGAGCCGUACAACAGUGCUUAUGAUGAUCACUCUGACGAUGACCUUGACUCUGAUGAAUCAAAUGAUUCUCUAGAUGGUGGUAGGUUCUUCGAACUGGGAUCACUUGGAGCAUAUGGCAUGAGCCGUCUUCAACAGCGUUCGGCGGCAGCAGCCAUCUCGAGCCGGGGAGUACGUAGUAUGAUCAUGAGAAACCGGUGGGCCCGAAGCAGAGGUGUGAACAGAAGGCGGGAAACGCGAGAUUGA
Molecule: messenger RNA, 930 nt
Organism: Arabis nemorensis
Lineage: Eukaryota; Viridiplantae; Streptophyta; Magnoliopsida; Brassicales; Brassicaceae
Source: the annotation of a GenBank genome assembly